Apis florea (little honeybee) is the source of this 770-nucleotide messenger RNA. RefSeq names its product hypodermin-A. The record is from RefSeq and is a predicted model, not a curated record. Gene Ontology annotation, molecular function: serine-type endopeptidase activity. Lineage: Eukaryota; Metazoa; Arthropoda; Insecta; Hymenoptera; Apidae. Gene Ontology annotation, biological process: proteolysis.
AUUAACGAUUUUUCUUCAUAUUUUCAGGUAUUUUUAUUACGAUAGAUGUAGAAAAUGUUUCUUGCAAAGCGACAGUAAAAAUCAUUGGUGGGCAACCUGUUAGUAUUAGAUAUCGACCAUUCAUGCUUUCUUUGCACAGUUCUGAUGGAUUCAUAUGUGGAGCUAGUAUUUUGUCCAAAAAUUGGGGUAUCACUGCUCUUCAUUGUGUACUUUCAGAUAGAGAAACAAGUUAUUACGUGAGAGCUGGCUCGAACAAGCCUUACCAAGGGGGAUCGUUCCAUAAAUUAACAAAGAUAUACAUGUAUAACAAUACCAUAUUCCAAUAUUGGUUCUCGAGUAUACUGCACCACGAUAUAGCGUUGUUCGAGGUACGACCCCACUUUCAAUUCUCGAGCACUGUUCAAGCUGUUCGAUUGCCCACCGAAUUCAGCAAACCGCCCGAGCAACUGUAUGUUUGCGGUUGGGGUUAUACCUCUGUCCAAAACGGGAAGAUUAGCGAUGUUUUGACGGGGAUCUGGGUUCGCUACACACCGUACGAGGCGUGCAUAGAGGAAAGUCCAGAAUAUAGAAUGCUCGUUAAGAAGGAUUACCACCUUUGUUACGGAGCAAGUGGAAAGGAUUCUUGUUACGGGGAUUCCGGUGGUCCGCUGGCGAGUAAAAACAUCCUUUACGGUAUCGUCUCUUUCGGCAAAAGUUGCGCUGUCGUGUCAGGAGUGUACGUGAAAGUCUCUUACUACAGACGAUGGAUUAAGCAGAUCACAAACCUAUGA